AUGGGGACUUUCAAUCUCUGGACAGAUUACUUAGGUCUGGCCAGACUGGUUGGGGCUCUGCAUGAGGAAGAGGGGCCUGAUGUCAGGCUGGAUCCCAAACCAGAGCCCAAGCCAAGCUCAGCAAGCCAGCAACCCAGCAAGAAAUCCUCAGCAGCCCCCGAACGCUUAUGUUCAUUCUGCAAGCACAAUGGCGAGUCCCGGGCCAUCUAUCAGUCCCACGUCCUGAAGGAUGAGGCAGGGAGGGUGCUGUGUCCCAUCCUGCGGGAUUAUGUGUGUCCCCAGUGUGGAGCCACUCAGGAGCACGCACACACUCGACGCUUCUGCCCACUCACCGGCCAGGGCUACACUUCUGUGUAUUGCUACACCACCCGGAAUUCUGCAGGCAAAAAGCUGACCAGGACUGACAAGGGAAAGACACAGGAUGCCGGCCACCGCCCUGGAGGAGAAGCAGCAGCAGGUGGCUAUACAGGAGGCUGUGCAGGUUCCAAAAGUGGCAGGAAGCCCCCUGGACCUUCACCCUCGGCCUCCUGCUGUCCCUCCACUACGGCCUAGGAGCUUGGAGUGGGGAGGACCGUGGUGGCCCCGUUGCCCAGGGUCUGGACACAGGCAUGCUGGAGACUGGACCUUGCUUAGGAUGAGGCUGACCACAGUCUCACCUUACCCACCCGGGCCCUGCUUGUGGCGUUGC
Messenger RNA from Apodemus sylvaticus (European woodmouse), 688 nucleotides. RefSeq names its product nanos C2HC-type zinc finger 3 (gene Nanos3). Bases 1 to 552 code for a protein of 183 amino acids. The record is from RefSeq and is a predicted model, not a curated record. Gene Ontology annotation, cellular component: perinuclear region of cytoplasm. NCBI's taxonomy places the organism in Eukaryota, Metazoa, Chordata, Mammalia, Rodentia, Muridae. The transcript is spliced from 2 exons. Gene Ontology annotation, molecular function: mRNA binding; zinc ion binding. Gene Ontology annotation, biological process: oogenesis; negative regulation of translation.